AUGUCAGAAACCCUUCACCAAGCUGGAAACGGAAACACAACAGACAUCGAAGUUCCAUGGCCUGACUUGCCACCGAUCUCGGAUGCUGCUUUACAACGACUUUCCUUGACUCAUAAAUCAAUAGGUUCGAUUGCAUCGAAGGAAGGGUAUGAGAUGUUGGCUCACGUUGGUGAUGCCAUCCUUCUUGCUGUGAAUGUCGAAGAAUUCUUCAUCACUUGUUUACUUAGGGACCUUUUCCCCAAAGCGAAUAAAGGUGACAUAACUGAACUUCGAUCUAGACUUGUCGAUCGUGAGAUGAAUUGUCAAAUUGCAGAACAUUAUGAACUUCCAAGUAACGUCAAAGCCGGUAAAGGUGUGUCAGAGACAUUGCAAGAUUCCAUUAGGCAAAAAGGAGAAUUAUGGGAAGCAUAUCUAGGAGCUUUAUUCUACUCUUAUGUCAAAAAGUUCGACAGACAAGAAACCGAGACGACCAUGAAUAUCGCAUCUCUGUCUAUUGGCGGUCACAGUAGUGUUACAUCCCCGACCGAUAAUCAUCAUUAUUCACACAUACAAUUCCAUGGUCGAGCGUUUGAUAGCCUCGUUCCCUUCCUGGAAGCUCCUUAUAUCCCUUUUGCCAGGAAUGUGGUAGAUCCUGGUAUGAAGCAUCAGAAGGAUCUGCUGGAUAUCGCUUCACGAUCAAAAUCAAAGGCGGAAUUACAAGAAAUGAAGCAGAAGGAACAAAUUAGGGAAUUGGUAGAUAACAAAGGGAAGGAAAAUGGUAAACCCACGCUGGUCAAGGAUGAGGACGGUAAUGGUGGAAAAGAUAAAUUCAAAGCGACAUGUGAAGUCACUAUGAACGAUGGCAUCAUCUUAUUCGGCGAAGGAUUUGGGAGAAACUACAAAGAUGCGGAAACUAUCGCCGCUUACAUGGUACAUGUGGAAUACAAGAAACGAACUCAUUCUGUGAGUUUGUCGAAGAAGAUGACUCAUAAGAGAAGAUGA
This is a messenger RNA of Kwoniella mangroviensis CBS 8507, 981 nucleotides long. RefSeq lists its product as uncharacterized. Gene Ontology annotation, biological process: RNA processing. The transcript is spliced from 4 exons. The coding region runs from base 1 to 981 and encodes 326 amino acids. Lineage: Eukaryota; Fungi; Basidiomycota; Tremellomycetes; Tremellales; Cryptococcaceae. The record is from RefSeq and is a predicted model, not a curated record. Gene Ontology annotation, molecular function: ribonuclease III activity.